CUCGAAUAUUCCGACGGGAGGCGCGUGGUCGCGGCGGUGUUGGUGACUGGUGACAUGUUUGUGUGGAUCUGACGCCGACGCUGGAAUCUCACGAUGCAAAUUCAAGAUUUUCUCGGUGGGGAGUGAAGAAUUUUCUCUCUGUUGGUUGUUUCCCUUAGAGGAAGGGCGAUGGAGUAUAUAAAGGGAGGGAGGGACGCUGGGAAAUGAAGCAGAACAACAGAAAGCAAACCAGUUACCUGAACGACCUACUACUCUACAAGCCUCAUCAACCCUUCUACCAACGAUCCACGUCGACGCUCCCAACACUCAGACACACCUAUCGACCAUCUCCAUCACAUCAACCACAAUAACCAUGUCGUCGACCAACGCUACUCCUCGCAUGUCCGGCACCGCCACCCCUGCUGAGGGCUUCCACCAGAAGGAAUCCAAGGCCGAGAGGAAGCACUUCUGGUCUUCGCUCAAGCACGCCCUCGUCGAGCACCACAAGAGCGUCAACAACGCUUAUGCCGCCUGCUACGGUGCUGGUGUGAGCCGCCCAUAAACCCUCGAUGCUGGACACUUCAAUGCUGGAAACUCCAUAUUGCUGGACAUUUCAUUGUUGGAUACGUGGACACUUCAUUGCUGGGCUUUUCAUUCACCGGACGGCUCCAUCGCAUCUCAAGCUCAAACUCGGCAUUUUCUGGGUCUCCCAAUGACGCAAUGGGAAGGAAGAAAUAUCGGAUAGACAUGGAGGAAAUGGCAAGAGAUGGAAGAAGGAUUGGAUAGGCGGGAGAAAAGAGAAGGGAAACAAAAGUGCUUUUUACGUUCGAUACCCACGGAUCAGAUGGCCAGAUGGCGCUCAACCCAGGCUGCGCCAGUCGGGUCUGGCAGCCUUCGAGGCAGCCUUUAAUGUAUAAUCAAUCAAUGUUCUGAACAAUAUGUGCCAGUUUCGCAAAAUGUGUCAGUGACUGUUUGUGGUCGU
Molecule: messenger RNA, 961 nt
Organism: Westerdykella ornata
Lineage: Eukaryota; Fungi; Ascomycota; Dothideomycetes; Pleosporales; Sporormiaceae
Exons: 1
Coding region: 353-541 (62 amino acids)
Source: RefSeq, a predicted model, not a curated record